ACUUAGAGCAAUUCAGAGGUAUUUUUGAUGGAGUUUGAACAGUGUAAACGCAGAUAUCAACAGCAAUUGUAGUUUAGUGGUGGAUCCUAUCUAAGGAAUAUGAAGUCUAUAGUGCUAUCAAUUUUUCUAACAUUUCUUCUUGGUACCGCUGCAAUUGAAGAAUUUAAAAGAUCAAAUACCACGCACAAACGGUUUUACAAUAUCAUCGUGCAACGAAACCCUGAUUCAGCUACACGAGAUCUCAUGUGCAGCGGAGCUUUGAUAUCAUACAACAAGGUGUUGACGGUAGCGCAUUGUUUCUUUAACUCAAGCCGCUACUCUGUGCCAAAGGAGAAUUUUGCAGUAAUGCUUGGCGAGUUGGGUAACGCAGCAAAAGAAACCCGACUGAUUCAGAUUGAGAACAUUCUAAUACAUCCAGAGUAUUCGUACGAUAACGAUAGACAGAAUGACCUCGCUGUCGUAAUCCUUCGGGAAGAAGUAGAGACUGAUGCAGAGGAUAUCAUUCCGAUUGGUAUCGCAACAUUUGCUUUGCCUCUUAAUACCGAGUGUAUAAUUACAACUUGGUUGUCUUUACUUUGGGGCUGGUCACUCACUGAGAGGAUUCAAAAAAUUCCGGUAACAGUCGUUGACACUGGGAACUGUUCUGCUGGUGCAAUUUUAUCAGAUCGAACAAUCUGUGUGUAUGGAAAUGAAACUGAACUUGAAGGAACUUACUUUCUAUCAGGAACGCCACUGAUUUGCAACAAUAUUUUAGCAGGUUUAUCAUCGCAAACUAUACGUUCCAGUAUACCAAUAUCUCUCGAGUCAUUCACGAAUAUCAGCUUUUAUUCGUUUUGGAUUACAAAUAAUGCAACAAAACGGUUCUAUUUCGUUUAUAUUUGGAUGUAUCUACUUGCUUCAAUUAAAUUUGUUUUAUAGACUAAUGACUUAUAUGUAUGGCUUCUUUGAAAGCUCAAUAUUAGAUGCUGACAA
Messenger RNA from Hermetia illucens (black soldier fly), 972 nucleotides. RefSeq names its product anionic trypsin-1-like. The record is from RefSeq and is a predicted model, not a curated record. Gene Ontology annotation, molecular function: serine-type endopeptidase activity. Bases 100 to 918 code for a protein of 272 amino acids. Gene Ontology annotation, biological process: proteolysis. Lineage: Eukaryota; Metazoa; Arthropoda; Insecta; Diptera; Stratiomyidae. The transcript is spliced from 3 exons.